GGAACAACAAAAAACCCAAUCCCCUUUCCUCACCUUCUAUCAACAAAACCCUAAACCCCGUUUCCGAACUCUCUCACACUCGUUUCCGAGCUCUGAACCUUUUCUUCUCCUUCUUCCUCGAAACGAUGGCGACUCAGAUCUUCUCUCGAAUCAUCCCCAAAUCCCUAACCCUAACUCCUUUCAUCUCUCGCUCACUCUCUUCCUCCACCUCCACCACCCUCGCUGCUGCUUCCUUCCUCCGCCGCCUCCGCCCUCUCGCCUCCGUCGCCUACCCCACCCUCCGCGGCCUCUUCCUCCCUUCUCGUUCCUCUUCCGCCCUCUUCUCCACCCGCGCCUCCACCUCCUCGCUUAACGACCCUAACCCCAACUGGUCCAACCGUCCACCGAAGGAAACUAUCCUCCUCGACGGUUGCGACUUCGAGCACUGGCUCGUCGUCAUGGAGAAGCCUGAAGGAGACCCAACCCGCGAUGAGAUCAUUGAUUCCUACAUCAAAAUCCUGGCUCAAGUCAUUGGAAGUGAAGAAGAAGCAAGGAUGAAGAUAUAUUCGGUUUCAACUAGGCACUACUUUGCGUUUGGGGCACUUGUAUCCGAAGAACUUUCAUACAAAAUCAAAGAGUUGCCUAGAGUUCGUUGGGUACUUCCUGACUCGUAUUUGAAUGUCAAGGAAAAAGAUUAUGGAGGUGAACCCUUCAUCAAUGGACAAGCUGUACCAUAUGAUCCCAAGUAUCACGAGGAGUGGGUUAGAAACAAUGCCCGAGCAAAUGAAAGGAACAGGCGCAAUGACAGGCCUCGGAAUGCUGACAGGUCAAGAAACUUUGAUAGGAGGAGGGAAAAUGUGGUGAACCGAGACAUGCAGGGUAGGCCUCCCAUGCCAACAACCCAGGUGCUGGUCCUGGUCCUAACAUGAGUGGUGCACCACCCAACAACCCAGGUGCAUACCCUCCCAACAACCAAGGCGGAUAUGCUCCUCCUGGCGGCCCAGGUGGAUACGUUCCCAACAACCAAGGUGGAUAUGCUCCCCCUGGCGGCCAAGGUGGAUAUGCACCCCAAAAUGCAGGUGGAUAUGCAGCUCAAAAUGCUGGCGGAUACCAACCACAGAAUGCACCAGGUGCCUAUCCUCCCCGCAACCCACCUCCUAACACGGGGGCUACUCCUCCAAACAGUGGAUAUGGUCAAAUGGGAGGUGUGCCACAGAAUAACUAUGGCGGAAACAUGGGAGGAGGAGUGCCUCCAAACCAGAACACGGGAGGAGGAGUGCCUCCAAACCAGAACAUGGGUGGGGUUCCACCAAACCAGAACAUGGGUGGGGUUCCACCAAACCAGAGCAUGGGUGGGGUUCCACCAGGAUGGUCGAACAAUGCUUCCAACAGGGACUACCAGCCUAGAGACAUUCCAAGCAGGGAUUUCGGAGGCCCAGCUGGUGGGAACACGUACACUGCCUGAGGUGUGACGAUUUGCAGAGAUUCUUGUGCUGCAAUGUAGAUAAAGAAGAAUUUUCUUGAAGACAACUUCAGGUUCUAGCUGAUAGGUCGCCUGGACUGCUUGAUUUCCACUUAGACCUUGUAAGCCUGGAAGCUGCGACUAAGAUGAUGAUUUAUGCUUGGUUGGAAAAAGAAAAUUAAUUGCUAUUUUGGUUAGUUUAUUGGUUCUGUUUCACUUUGUUCCCCUGUAAAACUGAGUACAUCAUAUAAGCGUGAUAUAUCAAGUAUAUGGAAUAUUGGAAUAUAUGCUAUGGAGUUCCAAACAUAGAUAUGCUAUUUUGCUCCCAUAUAUUGUCUGUUUAGAAAGCAUGAUUGGUAAUUUGGUAUUUUAUGCUAACUAGUUCCAAGCAUAGAUAUGGAGUUCCUAACUGAUCAGUGUACAAGACUAAAAGAUAUAAUUGGUAUUUUAUUCUAACUACUUCCAUUGAUCUUGUAUUAUUGAAUAUUUUAGCUAUACAAUUAGGGCAUAGAUACUUGUAUUAUUGAAUGGUAAAGCCUAAUUGCUCUUUGAAUAUAAUCAAGCUCCCCCUUCAACUCAUGGUACAUUUUUCUUUUCAGUUUUUGUUAGUAUGCUUUUUAACUUGGUAGUUUUAACCAAUAAUCCAUCACACUGAUUUUUUCCCCCAGCCAAGAGCUUCUAGCUGCAGUGGAGGCUGAAAAGCGCUUAAUAUCCAGAAAUGAACAUUCAUCUUCAUACGCCAGCUCUCCUAGUCCCCUUGAACGACUCAAUGAUGAUCAUGUGAGAUUGUGAGUGAUUGGAAAAGUAUUAUAUCUGUUUUAUUUUGCUAAUCUUUACUUGUAUGAUUGUGUUGAUACAAGAUUAUAAGUAUUCAUUUCAUGGACUUCAGGUAAAAAGAAAAAAAAAAUUCAACAAUUUUAGGUUGAUUAUUAUUAGGAAGUAUAGUGAUUUCAUUUGAUUUUGACCUUAACUUGAUUAUUGGGUCUAUAUUGAGUAAUCAAUCAAUUAAUUAAUUAAUUAAUUAAUUCAAGUAUAGUGAUGAUGAUGAUUACGACCAUGGAUAUAUAUGUUAGGAUUUGAGGGUUUUACUGAACCUAGCUAGCAAAACUUGUUUAAAACAUAGAUAAAAUUUUGUGAAAGAUAGAUUUAUGAGUUUUGUUAAUGGAUUAAUUAUGAUCAUGCUUGCUUACAUAUAUAUCAUUAUAAUUAUUUUUUUAUAUAAUUAUAUAGAAUAAUUUUGGGGAUGUUAAUGAAAAUAUAGAUGUUAAUCACGAUGGUUUAUUGGUAAAGAUGAAGUGUUGGGAAUUGAAAGAUGGUUAAUUAAUGAUUUUUAUUAGAAGGUAUUUAUGUAGGAUACAAUAUUUUAUUAGUUUUUACUAGAAGAUAUUUAUGUAGGAU
Messenger RNA from Arachis stenosperma, 2839 nucleotides. RefSeq names its product multiple organellar RNA editing factor 8, chloroplastic/mitochondrial-like. The record is from RefSeq and is a predicted model, not a curated record. Lineage: Eukaryota; Viridiplantae; Streptophyta; Magnoliopsida; Fabales; Fabaceae. Gene Ontology annotation, cellular component: mitochondrion. The coding region runs from base 126 to 908 and encodes 260 amino acids. The transcript is spliced from 5 exons. Gene Ontology annotation, biological process: cytidine to uridine editing; mitochondrial mRNA modification.